AUGAAAGAGAUAACAGUCAAAGCCAACGAAGUUGAAACCAAUCUCCUCUCGAUCAUGAGUGCUGAUCAUCAUCAUCAUCCGUUGCUGCGAAGGGCAGUGUCCGACGUAACACACGAAAUAAGCAGACUGGGGAAAGAUUUGGAGAGCAUUAUUGAAUUGGAUGAGACAAUAUUGGAAGCAGAAUGCGAGUGCUGUGGGCUGAAGGAAGAGUGCACGAAUGAGUACAUUUCCAGAAUCCGAAAUUCAUAUUCGGGUAAAUGGGUUUGUGGGCUGUGCUCGGAAGCAGUGAAAGAAAGGUUAAGGCAGGUAGUGGGCAUUGAGGAAGCCAUGAUCACUCACACAAAUUUUGUCCAAGACUUCAAUAACACCACUAGGCUUAAUCCCAAGCUAUCAUUCACAUUUGCAAUGAGGGAUAUUGCCAAGAGGAGUGGGCAGAAAAGGAAGAUUUUAUCCGGCGGGAUGCAGAACAUAAUCGCCAGGAGUUCUAGCUGUGUUCCAAGGAUUACUACUACUGCAACAUAA
Molecule: messenger RNA, 522 nt
Organism: Sesamum indicum (sesame)
Lineage: Eukaryota; Viridiplantae; Streptophyta; Magnoliopsida; Lamiales; Pedaliaceae
Source: RefSeq, a predicted model, not a curated record